CCCCCCCCCAAAACACACCCAGUGUUGUAGACGCCCUGUCAGCUUGCCAAGCAGUAGAAACAUCCCGGCCAAAUCAUGUAGUGGAGAGCAGAGCGUUAAGCUUUGGCCGGAGAGCCUGCUGCAAACCAUGUAAUCCCCUGCUGGUAGCUACUAGCCAAAGAGAGAGAGACUGCUGCUGCUGCUGGGCUUAGCCCGGCUGGCAGCACUGUUCUGUUUUGGCAGGUGAGACACGGCUUUGCAUCGGCUAAAGGGGUUGAUUGUAAGAUGAACGGCUCACAGAACUGAGAGGGAAUUAGCAAAAAAACAAGACAGACACACAAAAAGUCAAUAAAGAGGCCCAUUGUUUGCUCAUAAUAGGGUUUAUGUGUAAUGAUGAUGAGAGAAAAUCCCACAAAAUUAGGAAAGUAAAAAAAGUAAUGAAUGUAUUCAUCUAAGGGGGGAGGACAAAAUAAAAGAAACACCUUACAAUAUGAACCUGGAGCAGUUAUUUUAUUUUCUGAGUCUGUGCAGCUUUUCUAUGUCUUACUUUUUAGUUGUAUUAAACAAAUAUCCAAAAAGUGUCUUCCAGUCAGUGUUGGUGAAGAUGUUUUCUUGUGAUUAUUUCUGCUAUUCUUUAAUAGUGCAGCUUCCCUAUGUUUAGCACAUGCUGACACCAACCAACCCCCACCCACCCGCAAUGUUACAUAAUUGUGCAGUGUCUGAGACUAAUGACAAUCUGGACUCUUUGUACUUACAGUAUAUUAAGGCUCAGAUACUUCACACUGCUAAUUGUAUUACAUGCUAAUGUGACCAGCUUGUGUAAUUGUUAAAUUAUAACAAGUGAGGCUCGAAGUGUUGGCGCUUUAGUCGCAAAUGUUGUACAUUUAUUUAGCAGAGCAAGGAGAGAAGUCUGAAGAAGUCGUCUUGAUUACAUUUGAGAAACACAAAACUGUACUAAAAGAAACAAGAUCCUGAAAAAGACCUGUUCUAAUUGAUCAAAAACAUUCAAGUCACAGUCAUAAAGACAGAAAAGAAGAUUCUUGUAUGUCUGCACCCAUUUUUUUUUCAGUACACCCUCACCAGCACUGAUUGAAAGAAACCUAACGGGGUCAACAUCAAAAGUAAACCAUCGUACACCAGGCGGCUCAUGAAUUAUUGAAAGAUAUUGAUACACGUCUAUCGGGCCAGGAUUUACUUUUGAUGUCAUCAUCAUAUGAUUUCAGCUUCCAUCAGCACCUGAUACAAAUGAAUGCUAUAAAUACAUUUCUGGUAAAUUUAGCAGAAUACUUGCCACAAAAACAACAGUUCUGUUAAAACUGAGAGUUGCAUUAAAAACUAAACCCUAUGAGCUUUGGCAACGUGGUGUUUGAAGCUGCAAUGUUUGUUCAAUUAGAAAAUGUAUUGCCUACAAACUAUUUUGACAAUUGAUUUAAGUAUUUUGUAAAUGCUAAAUUGUCUGGUUCGAACCACUUAAAUGUUAAUAUUUUCUGUUUUCUUUAGUCCUCAAUGAUAGUAAACUGUUAAUCUUUGGGUUGUGAACUGUAGGUCGGGACAUUUAUCUCAAUUUUCCAACAUUUUAUGAAUCAAACAACUAAUUGAUUAAUUGAGAAGAUAAUCUACAGAUUGAUCGUUAAUGAACAUUAUAGUUGCAGCCCUCAUGAUGUUAACUGUGGGGAUAUUGGAAGGUGUUUUGAAUUGUCUUCACCCUCUCAGGUGACAUUGAGGUUUUGCAGUUGCUUCUAAGUGGAUGAUUAAGAAAGUAUGGGGUCUAUUAAAGGCAGUUUUCUCACUUAAAUGCAAUAUUUUGUUUUGUCAUAACACACAUUUAUCCCACAGGUUUUUUUUGUUGCUUUUUUAAUGUUUAAAAAAACAUUGUACCUAUUCUACCACCUCCUGACCAGAACACCCCCCCCCCCCCCCCCCUCCAUUUUUAAGAACUUGUUGGAUUUUCCACUUAAUUUAAGAAAAAAAAAAGAACAAAACUUUGUGGAGGUGUAGUAGAAGUGUCCCCAAAGUCACUGCCUCCAUCUCUCGUAGUUCCUCGACGACCCUCUUCUCUCCAACAGACUCAGACAGACAGGCAGGCCUCCACCGACCAGAGUACAGACACAAUGGAUUGGUCGUCGUCGUCCUCCACCACCUCCAGCCUGAUGGCCAGCAACGUGACCAACAAGACCGACCCGCGCUCCCUCAACUCCCGCGUCUUCAUCGGCAACCUCAACACCCUGCUGGUCACCAAGGCCGACGUGGAGGCUAUCUUCUCCAAGUACGGCAAAAUCGUGGGCUGCUCCGUCCACAAGGGCUACGCCUUCGUCCAGUUCUCCAAUGAGAGGAAUGCCCGGACGGCUGUGUCCAGCGAGGACGGACGCAUGAUCGUAGGACAGGUUUUAGACAUCAACCUAGCGGGCGAGCCAAAGCCUCACAGAUCGAAGACAGCGAAACGCUCUGCAGGAGACAUGUACAGUUCCUCUUUUGAUUUGGACUAUGACUUUCAAAGAGAUUACUACGAUAGGAUGUAUUCUUACCAGUCCCGGGUGCCUCCUCCCCCUCCACCCCUGUCCCGCGCUGUCAUCCCUUCAAAGCGUCCGAGGGUCAGUCUGAGCGGAGGAGGGAGCCGACGGACCAAAACCACCUUCUCCUCCUCCUCCAAGAGCAGCCAGAGGGCUUCCCGUACGAUGAAGGUAGAUGAUCUGCAAACCAUCAAGAGAGAGCUUACUCAGAUCAAACACAAGGUCGACUACCUGUUGGAGAGCCUAGAGCGCAUGGAGAAGGACCACGGCAAAAAGUCCGACCUGAAGAGCUCUAAACCAGAGCCAGGUGAGGUUUCCCCCCUCCAUUCCUCCACCUCCAGCAAGAAGGACGACAGCCUGAAACGAGAAAGAGAGAGGGAGAGCCAGGAGCUGAAUGACUCUGAGGAGGAAGGAGAUCUCCUGGAGGAUGAAGACGAGCGAUAUUUGUGCACUUUUCCUUCCGCACAGAUGAAAAGCAGAGGGAGAGAUGAGGACGAGGAGGAGGACGGCGAGCAGGAGGAAGGAGAGGACGACGGCGAUAGCGCCAAUGGAGACGAGUCCUAAACACUACGCAGGCAGAAAGACACACACAUACACACGCACAAAAUGAUGUGUGUGAUUGUAUCUCCACACCAGACUUGUACACAGUGGUCAUAUGCUCAUUAUCUGCUGAACUGACUGGACGUUUCUAUAAAAUGUAUUGUAGAUAAUUCUCUCACACACAUUCUCAAAAGUAUAAAUAUGUUACUUUAUCCGAUUUUCUUUUAUGUUGUCAAUUUGAUUUUACUCAUUUUUUUCAUUUUAUUUUAUUUGACCAUUUUAUAGUUAUUUACUGACAUUGGUUAAAAGCAAAACUCUGAUGUGUCACAUUCAGUGAGAAAAAAUACAAGUUAAGGACAAAUGUUACAUAUUGUAUAUUUGAACUAAGGGCUAUGAGCCACUCCAGUCUAAAAAUGGAAAGAAAGUAUUCUUAGCCCUCAUUUUCCUUUCGAUGAAUGUGUUGACUUGAUGCCAAAAAAACAAACUUACUUUUUUCUGUUAAAUUACUGCAUUAAGUAAUUAUCACUGGGCAGAGGCUGACAUCGAAACAGAACUGGAAUGAAAGUGUGCUCAGGUGCAACGGUUGGAAUUUAAGGUCAGUCUAGCGUAUAAUACCAGACAUGGUAUCACAAUCCCAGUCCUAAAGAAUUUCAAGAUGAAUAUUUUUUUUUAAUAUGACUGAGCUGCUGCACUUCUACCUUUUAACCAGCAGGUGGCAGUGUAUCCUGUGAAAUGGCCACACAGAUGCUCACAGGGAUUUAUUUCUGUUGUU
Molecule: messenger RNA, 3801 nt
Organism: Scomber scombrus (Atlantic mackerel)
Lineage: Eukaryota; Metazoa; Chordata; Actinopteri; Scombriformes; Scombridae
Gene: hnrnpcb
Product: heterogeneous nuclear ribonucleoprotein C
Exons: 8
Coding region: 2091-3053 (320 amino acids)
Cellular component (GO): nucleus
Molecular function (GO): RNA binding
Source: RefSeq, a predicted model, not a curated record